AAAGUAUUGUACAGCACGCUCAACUUGAACGAACAGAAAUCGGUAGCAACCAUUGCAAAAUUACAUCCUUUUCGACAAUCAACAUUCGUCUAGCGGUACAGCUCGAAGUGCAUCAAGCGGCGGAGGGGGAAAAAGAAAAACUACAAAUCAGACAAUUGCAUUUUGUGACCGUUGGUCUAUCGAAAUAUUGUCAAAAGAUGUCUUCCGUUACCCCUCACAUCGGCCAAAGAAGGUCCUACGACGGCGCCCUGUGCACCGUCCGGUUUAUUGGUGAGCUCGAGGGCACCACUGGCUCAUGGCUUGGAGUUGAAUGGGAUGAUCCGACACGCGGCAAACACGCUGGCCAGCACAAGGGCAUCCGAUAUUUUACAUGCAAAUCCAAGUCAGCGACAGCAGCGUCUUUCAUCCGUCCAACUAGACCGGCAGAUGCACCCCAGACCUUUCUCUCUGCACUCCAGCUCAAGUAUGCAUCUGACGUGCCUUCUGAGAAUGGGCCCAUGCUGCCUGAGAAGCAAAUCGUUGUCGGUGGCAAGGUUGCCGAGGAGGUCGGCUUUGACAAGAUUCGCCGCAAGCAGGCCCAGUUGAGCGAACUGAAGAUUGUCAUCCUUGAUGGGUCAUGCAUCACCUCUGCAUAUUCACACGACACAGACCGGGAAGACCAUCAGACCAUCCGCCAGACUUGUCCCAAGGUCGUCGAGCUGGAUAUCAGCCGUAACUUGUUCACCGACUUCGGUACUGUGGUGGAUAUCUGCUCCGAGUUGGAUUCUUUGCACAGUUUAAGAGCCAACGGAAAUCGUUUCCAAAACGUCAUCGAAGACGACAAGCUCAAUGGACCGCAUAAAGCCUUCAAGGGCGUCAAGGAGCUCGAACUCGGAGAAACCCUCUUGAGUUGGUCUGAAAUAUGUCAUGUUGCCUCCAAGUUACCUUCCUUGACUCUUCUCGAAAUCGGCACAAACCAGCUGUCUAGUCUCGCACCCAUCCCGCCAGCAGUAUCCUUCACAUCAACACUAGUGUCUCUGAACCUGGAGUUCAACGAGUUUACAUCACUGGAAGACAUUGCUGCUCUUACGAGUAUACGUACCCUUCGAAAUCUGCAUCUGAAGGGUAACUUGAUAUCCACCAUCAUGUCCUCUCCUUCCAAGGAGGUACCGGUUUUUGGCAAAAGCCUUCAAUAUCUUGAUAUGUCGUACAACAAGGUCAGCGAUUGGUCAUUCGUUGACGCUCUUCUCGACGUGUUCCCCGGAUUGACUUCCUUGCGAUUCUCCCACAAUCCAAUUUACGAGAAUCCGGGACUCGAGGAUGGAGCUGUUUUGGAAACAGACAGCUCGAAGAAGGGCACCGCCGCCAGUGAUGAAGCAUUCAUGCUGAUGGUCGCGCGCCUCCCGUCUAUCAGGACGCUCAACUUCAGCAAUAUCACUGCCGCGGACCGUACCAACGCUGAAAUGUACUACCUUUCUCGCAUAGCUCGACAGUUGUCAACCACCGCGGAGGCAGAAGAAGCCCAAGUGCUGGCACGUCAUCGACGCUGGGCUGAGCUAUGUGACCUCUACGGCGAGCCAGCAGUAUCCCGUCAACAGGACAUCAACCCGAAUUACCUUGAAGCAAGGCUGAUUACUGUCCACUUUUACCUAGCCGAGCUGGCGUCCAGUGAGUCAGGCGUCAAUACAUCAACGGAAGAGAGGAUCGUGCAGAUACCCAAAUCUUUUGACAUUUAUGCAGUCAAGGGAAUUGCGGGGAGAAUGUUUGGUUUGCCGCCUCUGAAGCUACGACUGGUGUGGGAGACUGGCGAAUGGGACCCAGUUGGUGGGUUCGACGAUCACGAUGGUGACAGUAGUGAAGACGAGGAGAUAGAGGCAGAGAGAGAGCGCAGACAGGAUGAUGCCGCCUCUCUCGCAGGCACAUCUAUAGCCGGAAAGAAAGGUGGAAGAUUUGUGAGGCGCGAAGUUGAGCUGAAGGAUGGUCCUCGCCAAUUUGGUUACUGCGUGGAUGGCCUUGAGGCUAAACUCAGGGUCGAACUGCGCUGAAGAUAACGCGAAAGCAAUGCCCUCAUGUUAGACAAUCGGCAUUUGUGUAAUCCCAGUCACCAACCG
Molecule: messenger RNA, 2090 nt
Organism: Neurospora tetrasperma FGSC 2508
Lineage: Eukaryota; Fungi; Ascomycota; Sordariomycetes; Sordariales; Sordariaceae
Exons: 3
Coding region: 198-2024 (608 amino acids)
Biological process (GO): protein folding
Molecular function (GO): alpha-tubulin binding
Source: RefSeq, a predicted model, not a curated record